Molecule: messenger RNA, 473 nt
Organism: Solanum stenotomum
Lineage: Eukaryota; Viridiplantae; Streptophyta; Magnoliopsida; Solanales; Solanaceae
Product: protein PELPK1-like
Exons: 1
Coding region: 1-321 (106 amino acids)
Source: RefSeq, a predicted model, not a curated record
AUGUCUUACAACCACAAUCAAUCUUUUUUCAUGUUAUUAGUUAUCACUUUGUCAAUAACAAGUUUCUAUGUAAUUCAAGCAGAAGCGCGCCAUCUUCUUGAAGUAACUAUUCCCGAGCUUCCUAAGCCUGAAAUGCCACAACUCCCGGAGAUCCCAACUAUACCAAAGCCUGAAUUUCCUGAAAUUCCAAAACCUGAGCUACCAACUCUACCAAAGCCCGAACUUCCAACGUUGCCAAAACUCGAGAUGCCUGUCAUUCCUAAGCCUGAACUGCCAACUUUGCCAAAGCCAGAAAUUCCUCAAGUGCCUAAAAAGCCUUGAGGAAAUAUAUAUGAAAUGCUCUUUGAUUCAUUGAAUUGAAGCAGCAUUCUUGAAAUGUAACACUAUUAUAUAUUGUUUCAUAUGGUCAUGUGAUUUUCUUUGUUGUGCUAGAAAAAUUUCAUUUUGGAAAUGUCAUAUCUUUCAUUAAGCAG